AUGUCGCGCCUCACAAUGCGCUCCCACCUGUCGGAAGAGCAAGUCCAUCCGGACCCCUCGACCACGGUUCCGCUCCUACCCGCCUCGGCGCCUCUGCCAUACCAAUCCACGCCCUUACACAAACCACCUCGCUGGUGGCCGCAAUACCCCUCAGGGCUCGAACCGAACACCUGGGCGCGUCUUCGACAUCUCUAUCGCGAGGAGCUAGCCGAAUUCUUCGGCACCCUUCUGAUCCUCCUCUUUGGCGCAGGUGUCGAAUGUCAGGUAGCGCUGCACUACCACACGGAGACACGCGAUGCAGCGUACGGGUCGUACCUCUCGGCGCGUCUGGCUUGGGCUUCAGGCGUAGCGUUGGCGGUGUGGGUGUCUGGUGGGGUGAGUGGAGGCCACUGCAAUCCCAGCGUCACCAUUGCUUUGGCGUUGUUCCGAGGCUUCCCACGACGCAAAGUGGUCCCAUUCAUCAUCGCUCAAACCCUCGGUGCGACGGUGGGCAGCCUGCUCGUCUACGCCAAUAACAUCACCAACAUUGACCGGUUCAAUUCGGGCUUACGCACCGUAAAGGGGCUGGGGAGUACGGCGGGGAUGUUCUUCUCCAUGCCAGCCCCCGAGUUGAGCUACCCACAAGCGAUGUACUCCGAGUUCCUCGCCACCGCGGUUCUGCUCUUCGUCGUCUUCGCACUGGCUGACAGCGCCAACCUCAAGCCUCCUCAGGGAACCCAGCCGUUCGCCAUGUUCAUUACGCUGCUCGCCAUCGGCAGCAGUUUAGGGUACAACACGGGUUAUGCCAUCAACGGGGCCAGGGACACCGGUCCGAGGAUUGCGUUGUGGUUGGUAGGGUACGGCGCGGAGGUGUGGACCCACGAUAGCUGGUACUGGGCUUGGAACCCGUGGCUGAGUAGUGUGCUGGGUGGAGUGGUGGGCGCAGCGACGUACGAUGCCUUUUUGUAUACGGGUGUGGAUAGUCCGGUGAAUCGGCCGCGGAGAGGAGGGGACGGCAGGGGAGACUAUGAAGCGUUGGCACGAGGAGAGGAAGAGGAAGUGUAG
Molecule: messenger RNA, 1044 nt
Organism: Kalmanozyma brasiliensis GHG001
Lineage: Eukaryota; Fungi; Basidiomycota; Ustilaginomycetes; Ustilaginales
Product: Major intrinsic protein
Exons: 1
Coding region: 1-1044 (347 amino acids)
Biological process (GO): glycerol transmembrane transport; water transport
Cellular component (GO): plasma membrane
Molecular function (GO): glycerol channel activity; water channel activity
Source: RefSeq, a predicted model, not a curated record